Messenger RNA from Pochonia chlamydosporia 170, 318 nucleotides. RefSeq lists its product as hypothetical. The transcript has a single exon. Bases 1 to 318 code for a protein of 105 amino acids. NCBI's taxonomy places the organism in Eukaryota, Fungi, Ascomycota, Sordariomycetes, Hypocreales, Clavicipitaceae. The record is from RefSeq and is a predicted model, not a curated record.
AUGGAUGACAAUAGAUGCUGGCAUAUCCUUCGGCAUGUCAUCGUGAGAGGCUUGGAGUGGCCGACGGGGCAGCUGGCAAUCUGUAUUUACAGCCCUCCGCCACCCGUGCAGUCGUUCACCUCUCUCCAUUCUUUCACUGAGUGUGAGAUUGCUAGAAAGCAUUGGGCCAUGCUUCUCCAAACCGUUUUGGCCGUUGGUAAUUCACACGUUCUGGCUUUUGGCAAGUCUAGUAGCGUUCAGCCGGCCUCGUUUCAGGUUCACCAUUGCCACUCCCAAAUGGGACUCGCCGGUGCUGAGAGGCGAUUCAUUUCUUGUUAG